UUGAGGCCAAAAUCGUCUGCGGGAUAUCGCACAGAGUAGACAAAGAUAGGAGAUAUCCAAUUCCGUCCUCUUCUGCCUGCUCCUUUGUCUCGGUUGUUCCUCUCACGUGAAAGCACACUUAGAACUACAGAUUUUACGCCUCCCAACAUAUUGAGAGUUCCGUAAUACCUACCUGAUCCCUCCUUGGAUGAUGGCUCUUUGUAAUAGCUCCUUAAUAUAAAAAGCAUCCAUCGCCCGUAAUGCAGAGCUCUAUCCCUGCCAUAACGGCUAACCAAGCCAAGAGCAAUACUCUAUCCGAAUCACAGGUCGCAAACCCAAACUGCACUAAGCUAAACACCGUUCUAGCACUACACAAUCAUGAAGUGUUUCAAGACCCAGGCGGAGAAGGAGGAGGAGCUCGAGAAAGCGGGAGAAUGGCUCAAAGCCCAGCAGAUGCGUCGUGACCAGAACUCGCACUUCCUGCGGCAAUUGAAACUCGCCACGAAGGAGCUUAGGUACAUCAAGCUGAAUAUCCGCCAGCGGACCCUUGUUCAACGGGAAAGUGCUUUGAAAAGCCAGAAGCACCGACUAUGCAACCAGGAGCGGUCCCCAGUGUCGAGCGAGAAGAUAGAUAAGAUCAAUCUUGAGUUGGCGAAAAUCAAUGAGCAAUAUUGGCAGUUUGAACGGGACGAUUACGAGCUGCUGAUUCAGAUCCCCGACGGACCGCUCAAGCGAGGCAUCACCUCUACUCGCAGUCGGGAGAAUGCGCAUAUGACCGAAUGGUUGAAGCAGGACUGCGCGGCUCGAGGUGGCUGCUGCAGUCAUUCCUGUGGCUGCUGCGAGAAACCGAGAAGCGAGACGCGUUCUCCCAACCGAGGACAUUGUACCGCGGCGUGCGAAUGCUGCGAAGAGAGGCGCGGGUUUCACGUGGAUACCAGCCAUGGAGAAGAUCCUAGUCAGCCCUGGGAUACUCUAGGCCCUCUUAGUGGAGCAUCGUACAAAGCGAAACUCGUGGAUGCGUACGUCUUUGGGACUAUCUGAGAGAGAAAUAGACAGGGUGGCGUAUCGUGGGUUACAGACCGGCAAUUUGAUUUAUUUUGGGCACUUUGUUAUAUUUUGC
Molecule: messenger RNA, 1099 nt
Organism: Aspergillus melleus
Lineage: Eukaryota; Fungi; Ascomycota; Eurotiomycetes; Eurotiales; Aspergillaceae
Exons: 1
Coding region: 358-1020 (220 amino acids)
Source: RefSeq, a predicted model, not a curated record